CCCACUCUCCAAGCCCAACUCCUUCAAAUCAGCCACACCCCGAAGCCAAAGGGGUGGCGUUCGAAUCCCAGAUCACCGCCGGGCAGCACUAGCACCACGUCCUCCGGCGACACCUUCCCUUCAACAGUUUCCUGGAGGCCGAGUCGCGGCCUGCUGAGCGAGGCGGCGGCGGUGGAAGACUUCCACUGGAACCGGCUUGAGCUGACCUUCACCUCGAUCCGGUGGUAGAGAACUUCCUCCGGUUGGAUCUCUGACGAAUCCGGCGUCUCCUCUGUCAUCACAUCUAAAUCUCUGCCAUCUCAGAAGAUUUCAGGAAAGAAGGGUCGCGGAAGCGUUUGGUCGCGGGACUCUGUCGGCCGCAACAUAGGAAAGAACGGUGAUUAAGGUGCGGCGCGGCGAGGAGCUGCAGUCGCGGGAGGAGGCGAGCAAUCUGUUCGCUGCUCUUCCCCUUCUGUAUCAGCGAAUCAAGAAGCGGGUCUUCAAGGGGUUACGGCCAGGUCGGGUUCCCUCACGGAAACGCUAGCGGACGACCCGAGCACACAUAUAGAAGCGUACAGAAUAGCAUAGGAAGAACAAGAAAGGGAGCGUCGGAGACGGGGGACUGAAAGUGAGUAAGUGUGCUGAUUAAGAACCAUGAGGAGAAGGCCUGGAAUUUCUGGUUUGCAAAGUGCAGCUGCUGCUCGGGAUCAAUAUCGAUUGGUUGGCGAAAAUGUAGCCAAGAUAAGAACAGAUCUCAUGAAAGAACAGCUUGCAACAUUUCGAUCUCAAUUAGAAGAAUUUGCUCGCAAACACAAGAAUGACAUCCGUAAAAACCCUACGUUCAGAACACAGUUCCAUGAGAUGUGUGCUAAAGUUGGAGUGGAUCCCCUAGCUUCUAACAAAGGAUUUUGGGCAGAGUUGUUAGGGAUUGGCGACUUCUACUAUGAGCUUGGGGUUCAGAUAGUUGAGAUUUGUUUGGCAACCAGAUCACACAAUGGAGGUUUAAUCAACUUGCAGGAGCUCUGCAGUCUUCUGUGUCAGAGGCGAAAAACCGCUCGUGAAGCAGUAUCGGAGGAUGACUGCUUGCGUGCUAUAAGUAAGUUAAAGGUCCUCGGUAGUGGUUUUGAAGUAAUUACUGUUGGGAAGAAAAAGCUUGUCCGGUCAGUUCCUACUGAGUUGAACAAAGAUCAUAAUGAAAUUCUUGAAGUGGCUCAGGCCCAAGGCUAUGUGACCGUAGAGGAGAUCGAGAAGACACAUUCCUGGCCCUCGGGUCGUGCAAUCGAUGCCCUCGAAACUUUGCUAGAAGAGGGUCUCGCCAUGAUUGAUGAUGGUCAUAGAGAUGGGAAGCGCCGGUAUUGGUUUCCUUGUGUAGCUCCCAUUUCUGCAGCCUUGGGAGCUGAGGGGUUGAGAUCAUCCUCAUAGUUGAUGCUCAGGGGGUGGGACCGCGUUGUUCCGUCGCGAAGUCCAUCGACAACCUGAAGUGGUGGGUUCCACAAGUGUUUUCAUCAUCUCCGACCGCAUUGGUCGGAGGGAAAAAAAAAAGAAAAAAAAAAAAAAAGAAGAAAAAAAAGGUCGCUUUUUUGACCGGUCGUUGUUGUCUGGACUCUGGUUGUUUGCGUUGAAUGUAUUAAUAUAAAACUUUUGCAUAUAAGAACUGAUGAUGGAUCUGUAACAUUGGUCCGCUUUAAAUAGUUUUUGUUUUAUCUUAUCUGAUUGUUUAUGUGGGAAAAUUCUUUAUAUGUCUUGGUCGUGCAACCAUUUUAUUGAGGGAUUAUAGUCAUGUUGUCUUC
Molecule: messenger RNA, 1769 nt
Organism: Phoenix dactylifera (date palm)
Lineage: Eukaryota; Viridiplantae; Streptophyta; Magnoliopsida; Arecales; Arecaceae
Source: RefSeq, a predicted model, not a curated record